Molecule: messenger RNA, 2163 nt
Organism: Octopus bimaculoides (California two-spot octopus)
Lineage: Eukaryota; Metazoa; Mollusca; Cephalopoda; Octopoda; Octopodidae
Product: transcription elongation factor A N-terminal and central domain-containing protein 2
Biological process (GO): DNA-templated transcription
Source: RefSeq, a predicted model, not a curated record
AUACACACAAACAUAAUUGUACCGCGUGUGUAUCGUAAACGGAAGCCGCGUGCUUUUCUUUACGUCGCACCGUUUGAUUGCUUUGCUUUUACGGAUAUAUGGAAGAUAAGAAAUAUGGACAAAUAUAUUGUCAAGCUACCUAGAUGCGAUAGCCACGCUACCUCUUCUGAUAGACGUAUGAAACAAGCAAGCAUAACAUCUUUAAAGAGAGUUGUGACUACAGAUGAGAUUGCCUCAAUCAAGGAAAAACUGUAUGUGAAAGAUCAAAAUGAAACUGUCCUACUUGAGUGUUUGGAGAUUUUGAGUAAGAAGAUUCCUUCAAGAAAGAUUAUAAUUGAAAGCAAAAUAGGUCGCAUAGUUAAACGGUUACGCUGCCACAAAGAUACUAAAGUUAGACAACUGGCUCAGAGAGUUUGUAAAGAAUGGAACAACUUUUUCAAAACUCAAAAUAAUCUCGUUCCAGUAGAAGUAAAAUAUGACUUAGCGACAAUGAAAAAAAGAGAAACUGUUAAGAAGUUCAUUGCUCAAUCUUUUGAAUUAGAGAGUAACUCUAAAUUGGUUUGUGAUCUUGAAUCCAGUGUGUUUUCUCACUGUAAAAAGCUGGUUAAUAAUCAGUACCAAAACAUUUCCAGAAAGUUGGUUUUUGCAUUGAAGUCAAAGGAAACCCAAAGGAAUCUAUUAUCAAGAUCAAUAACUCCAAGUGAAUUAGUGCAAGAAAUUGCUGGAAAAUUGCCAACAGUUUGAUAAUUGAAUGGUUUCUACAUUCAUCUGAACUAUUUGACCAAAACAAUUUCCUUUUACAUACUUGUCUAUUAUUCAUACAUAUAAAGUCUAUACCCAUCUGUACUACUUCUGUAAAAAUUUAACACAUAAUAUCUGUAUUGUUUGUAUUGGAAAAUUAUGUAAGAAAUCAAGCAACAUAUUAAUAAAUUCUGUAUAUAAAUGUAUAUAAAUUUUGUAUAGACUUAAUGAAUUGUAUACAUAAAGAUAUUUAGAAUUGCUGUUGAGGAAACAGCGAAUACAAAACAGCAUGUGAUCUCAGCAUCCAACUUAAAUUUUAUCAUAAUUCCCCAGUUUCCAAUGCACACAUUCACAUGCAUGUACACGUGUACACAUAUGCACACACACACACUCUCUCUCUCUCUCUCUCUCUCUCUUAAAUUUGAGAGCUUGAAUUCCCCAAACUGCUUUAACAAUACGAAGUAUUUAAGCAUUUGAAUGUCUGUGAUGUGUUAUUGUUAAUAUAAAUAUAUAACUUUUCAGAUGAUACUACUAAUGCCUGUAUAAGCAUCAGUUGGAUGAUUUGUUUCAAAUUUUGGCACAAGGCCAGCAGUUUUGAGGAAAAGGAUAAGUUAGUUACAUCAACCCCAGUGUGUAACUGGCACUUAUUUUAUCAACCCUGAAAGGAUGAAAGGCAAAGUCAACCUUGACAGAAUUUGAACUCGUAACGUACAGACAAACAAAAAUGCAACUAAGCAUUUUGCCCAGCAUGCUAACCAUUUUGCCAGUUUGCCAAUGGUUACAUAAUUGAUAAGAACUUUACUUUCCUUUGUUUGGAAAUAAAUGUUCCUAGUUCAAAUCUAGUUUGGUAUAUGUAUAUAUAUGUCCAGGAACGAAACAUUUAAUGACAAAAAAGGUAUCAAACCAAUUGAGACAUAAAUAUAAAUAUUAACAGAAAUGUUUCAUAGUUUAAAGACGUUAAUAUUCUAAAAAGUUAUCAUAUCACUAAGUAUGUUUUAGAAAGAAAAAUUAAUUUCUUGUUUCAUAUUCUGUAAUGUUGUUUACAUAGUUUUCUUUACACUUGAAUUGUCAUGUGUAUACUACUGUUAGAAUAACAGCAGAUGUCCAUAAGUUGUUUAAAAACCAGACAACAGAGCACAUAACUUUGGCUCCAUUAGCUACUGAAUAACAUUAAAUCUAGAUUCGAAAUCACAGUUCUUCAACUGUUGGAUUAAUGCUUGAACAGAUAUUUUAACAUCCAUAUAUGAGUACAGACAUGGUUGUGUAGUUAUAAAGUUUCUUUCAUGACCAUGUGGUUUCAGGUUCAGUCCCACUACAUGGUGCCUUGGGCAAGUGUCUUCUGCUAUCACUCUGAGCUGGUUAAAACCAUGUGGGUGAAUUUGGAAGACAGAAAUUGAAAGAAGCCUGUCAUGUGUGUGUGUA